AGGUCUCGGGCCCUCAGGCGGAGGGGCGGGCGCCGGACCCCCAGGCGGAGCGACAGGUCUCGGGCCCUCAGGCGGAGCGGCGGGCGCCGGACCCCCAGGCGGAGCGACAGGUCUCGGGCCCUCAGGCGGAGCGGCGGGCGCCGGACCCCCAGGCGGAGCGACAGGUCUCGGGCCCUCAGGCGGAGCGGCGGGCGCCGGACCCCCAGGCGGAGCGACAGGCGGAGCGACAGGUCUCAGGCCCCCAGGCGGGGCGGCGGGCGCCGGACCCCCAGGCGGAGCGGCGGGCGCCGGACCCCCAGGCGGAGCGACAGGUCUCGGGCCCCCAGGCGAAGCGGCGGGCACCGAGUCACCAGGCACGACAGUGGGCUCCGAGUCAACUGGCAUGACCGCUGGCACUGGGUCAGACAUUGGAUCGUCUGGCUGGACAGCGGGCAUCGGGUCACCAGGCAUCAGGUCAUUUGGCUCGAC
Messenger RNA from Staurois parvus, 468 nucleotides. NCBI's taxonomy places the organism in Eukaryota, Metazoa, Chordata, Amphibia, Anura, Ranidae. The record is from the annotation of a GenBank genome assembly.